UAAGCAACGAUUCAAUAAUUGACAAGUGGGUUUGGAUGGGUUUAUAAAUAACUGGGGUUGCAGAGGGAAGUGAGAAUAAGAGAGGGGUAUUUGUUUGAGCUGCGGUGGUUUUUGAGAUGGCAGGGUCGUCAGAGAAACAAGUGGUGGUGAUAGGAAUAGAUGAUAGUGAACAGAGCACGUACGCUCUCAAGUGGACCCUUGAUCACUUCUUUCCGAGCCCAAUUUUCAAGCUGGUUCUCGUCCACUCCAGGCCUACCGCCACUUCUGCUGUGGGUCUCGCUGGACCUGUGUAUGUAGGUGCCGCUGAGAUAUUGCCUAUUGUAGAUUCCGAUUUGAGAAAGAUUGCCGCCAGAGUCGUUGAUUCCGCUAAACAACUUUGCAUCGAAAAAUCUGUAGAGGAUGUCACAGCAGAGGUGGUGGAAGGUGAUCCUAGAAAUGUUCUUUGUGAUGCUGUGGAAAAGUAUCGUGCAGCAAUAUUGGUUGUGGGUAGUCACGGUUAUGGAGCUAUAAAAAGGGCUGUUUUAGGGAGUGUGAGUGACUAUUGUGCUCAUCAUGCUCACUGCACGGUGAUGAUAGUGAAGAAGCCAAAAAUCAAACAUUGAUCUACAUUGCCUGUGUCUGUGAUACAACAAUAAACAUAAUACUUACAGACAAAGGAAAAAUGAUAAUACUCACUGAAUUUCGGAGCUGUGCUUCUUCUAUGACUAUGUCAUACUUGUUCUUAUGAUGUAAUAGACUUUACUACUAAAGAUUGAAAUCAUAAAAUACUUCCGCUUUGUUUUGUACACAAUAAGUUAUUGAAGUAAAUAUGUUUCAUUAGUUCUUUCCUGGGCUACUAGCUUGAAAGUUUCUAUGAGCAAUUUGGUUUUGUUUAUUUCUUGAUCAGUGGAGGGAUCGUGAUCGGGAUGUGAGGAUUUUGGGACAGUAGAUGUACUUGUGAAUUCUGAUAUAUGCAAAUGGAGAUAGCAAAAUUGGUUCAAUUUA
Molecule: messenger RNA, 984 nt
Organism: Vigna unguiculata (cowpea)
Lineage: Eukaryota; Viridiplantae; Streptophyta; Magnoliopsida; Fabales; Fabaceae
Product: universal stress protein PHOS32-like
Source: RefSeq, a predicted model, not a curated record